Molecule: messenger RNA, 252 nt
Organism: Ectocarpus siliculosus
Lineage: Eukaryota; Phaeophyceae; Ectocarpales; Ectocarpaceae
Source: the annotation of a GenBank genome assembly
AUGAACGAAGAGGGUCUCCGUCGGGCAAAUGGGGUUGGAAAGAAGGGUGUCGAAGAGCCGAAUAGCGCACACCCUCCCCCCUCUCCCUUCUUGUGCGGUCCUCUGCCCUUACCCGUGGUGGAAACGGUCUGGUCGGCGAUCCUCAAAAAGGGGGACGAGAAGCUGCCGCCCCCAGUCCCUCAGGCCAAGCCGUCCUACAACAGGGAUUUGAAGUCGUGGCCAGGGAGGAGAGCAACAACAACAACCCGAUGA